This is a messenger RNA of Synchiropus splendidus (mandarinfish), 1965 nucleotides long. It is a transcript of the gene dhps, whose product is annotated as deoxyhypusine synthase. Gene Ontology annotation, biological process: peptidyl-hypusine biosynthetic process. The record is from RefSeq and is a predicted model, not a curated record. Bases 141 to 1226 code for a protein of 361 amino acids. The transcript has 10 exons. Gene Ontology annotation, cellular component: cytoplasm. Lineage: Eukaryota; Metazoa; Chordata; Actinopteri; Syngnathiformes; Callionymidae. Gene Ontology annotation, molecular function: deoxyhypusine synthase activity.
GGCAGUGUGCGGUGUGCUCAUGUGGUGUUUAUAAGAAUGCGAGACGGCCGUCGUCACUUCUGUCUCAGACUCCUGAGGAAGACUUCGCGACUGUUUUUGUGGUUGUGCCCAUAAAACUAUCGUUCUGCUUUCGUCCAGCGAUGGCUGAAAACGUCCUCGCCGCAGCUAAGGAAGCUGUCCUCAAGACCAGCUGUGAAGUUCCGGAGAACCUGCUGACAAUCAAGGGCUAUGACUUUAACCAAGGUGUGGAUCUGCAUGAGAUUCUGAAGUCGUACCUCACCACGGGUUUCCAGUCCAGCAGCUUAGCCAUGGCCAUUCAGCAGAUCAACCAAAUGAUUGAGAAGCGACUGGAGCCGGUCGAGAACGAUGAGGAGAAUCAAGCAGAAGGGGGAAAGAAAAAUGGCUGCACCAUCUUCCUGGGGUUCACCUCCAAUCUCAUCAGUUCUGGAGUCAGGGAGACCAUUCGCUACUUGGUAGAGCAUAAAAUGGUGGAUGUGAUUGUGACCACAGCUGGAGGAAUAGAGGAAGACUUCAUCAAGUGUCUGGCUCCUACUUUCUUGGGAGACUUCAAUAUAUCUGGCAAAGACUUGCGUCAGAAGGGCAUCAACAGGAUAGGGAAUCUGCUGGUUCCCAAUGACAACUACUGUAAGUUUGAGGACUGGAUGAUGCCCAUCCUGGAUCAGAUGCUGUUGGAGCAGCAAACAGAGGGAACUCUCUGGACUCCAUCGAAAAUGAUCCAUCGCCUAGGGAAGGAGAUAAACAACCCCGAGUCUGUCUACCACUGGGCCUACAAGAACAACAUUCCAGUGUUUAGUCCGGCUCUGACUGACGGCUCGCUGGGCGACAUGAUUUUCUUCCACUCUGUGCGAAACCCCGGUCUGGUCCUGGACAUCGUGGAAGAUAUUCGUGGGAUUAACAGAAAGGCGCUGUAUGCCAAAAGGACUGGAGCCAUCAUCCUGGGUGGCGGCCUGGUCAAACACCACAUCAACAACGCCAACCUGAUGAGGAAUGGCUCAGACUAUGCUGUGUACGUGAACACGGGCCAGGAGUUUGAUGGCUCAGACUCGGGGGCCACCCCAGAUGAGGCCGUGUCAUGGGGCAAGAUCAGAGGAGACGCCAAACCCAUCAAGGUGUUCGCAGAAGCCACGCUGGUCUUCCCGCUGAUCGUGGCGCAGACCUUCGCUCGCCAUGCCGACAGGCUGGUCGCUGACAAGCAGGUGGAUUAAACGUGUGCACUGGAGUUUCCGCUCCCCUUACUCUUGAAUUUAUUUGCAUCAGGGAAAGUUUGCCUCAGUAAUCCAGAGUAACAUAUAUGGAUGAUGGAAGGGGAUACGUCUCCAUACCUGCGUGUAUAAACCUGUACAGUGUCUUUUCUCUUUGGAUUUCCCGGCUUCCCAGCAUGAUUUUACAGUCGACUUAAAGGGCCUUUGAAAAUGAAGAGAAAUAUAGGAUUUUUCGAGGAUAUUUCUUGUCUUAUUUAGUGCUUUCACCCAUACUUUGCUAUUUAUUCAUAUGCUUGGAUGUAUAUCCAACAUUCAUGUGUUCAUCCUCUUCUAUAUUUUAAUGUAGCUCAAAGUGAUAGUAUGAGUAGUAAUGUUUGUAGUUAUUAGGAUUUGUUAAGGUAUGAAUUCAAUGUUCAAUUUCUCUGUUUUAAUUUGCUCCAAAUAUGUUUUAAAUGUCCCCUCCUGUCAUUCUCCUUUGUCAUUUUCAAUGACCCCGGCACUUCCACUUGGGUUGUAUCUUAUAAAACUACUAUCAUGGGACGAUAUGAGUUUGUCAGCUCCGGCCUGAUUUUAAAUUGUAUAUGGAACUCAAUUAUGUCAUAAACACCUCAGCAUGUUCAUCCAGAAUCAAUCUUUUUUGCUGAGUUCCUCUUGUGUUUUUGUUUAUUUACUUGGGGACUUCAGACUGCACCGCUUCAGUGUGCGUGAGUGGCACUGAGGAAGACUCUUUCACCUUCCAUGG